Acaulospora morrowiae is the source of this 270-nucleotide messenger RNA. The record is from the annotation of a GenBank genome assembly. Lineage: Eukaryota; Fungi; Glomeromycota; Glomeromycetes; Diversisporales; Acaulosporaceae.
AUGAGAGCGGUUUCUCUAUUGAUUCUGCUGAUAAGUCUGAAGAAUGGGACUUUGACUUGUCUGUUGAUGUAUUCUGGAUGUGAAGGUUGGGUUUGGAUGGACUUUGCAGACUAUGUGGACGUUAGACCCAGAGUUGAUUAUCAUUUGAAGAAGAAUUGGCCAGAAGGUUACUCAGAUAUUGAAGUUAUUGGAAUAGGAGAGCAGGAGGGUACUGGUUCGGAUGUCAAUAACAUUAGAAUGAGUGUGAGUAGGUAUGGGGGUGAGAAUUGA